UGUGUGCACGAUUGCUACAGGGGUGGCAUUGGUGUACAGUGCUCGGAGGUGGGUAGGGGCCAGGGGCGGACUGACAACUCAUGGGGCCCCCGGGCAAUAGUGGAUCAUGGGGCCCGUGUCCUUGCCCAAACUCAAAAAAGCCUAUGAAAAAGGUACCAGGGGCAUCUCAUGGGGCCCCCUACUAACCCCGGGCCUUCGGGCAGUGCCCGAGUUUCCAAAUGGUCAGUCCGCCCCUGG
Messenger RNA from Staurois parvus, 237 nucleotides. NCBI's taxonomy places the organism in Eukaryota, Metazoa, Chordata, Amphibia, Anura, Ranidae. The record is from the annotation of a GenBank genome assembly.